CUCUGGUCGACGAUCUUGUUUGUUUUGCUCAUCACCAGCUCCCGGGGUUCUAUCCACUACACUCACUCACUUCCAAACAUCUCUGGCGAUAUCAUUCGUUUUCUAUUGCCGCAAAGAUGAAGUCCUUCGUUAAGUCACUCGUUCACCUUGCUCUGGGCGCAACUGCCCUCGCUACCCCUUUGAAGCCCAUCUCGGUUUCGCCCCAGCGGUUUUCCCACUCGCUCUCUCCUCGUCAGGAAUGCGAGAACGGCCCCAACUCGAGGCAGUGCUGGGGAAAAUACUCGAUAGACACCGACUUCUACAAAGUUGUCCCUGACACUGGAGUCACCCGGGAGUACUGGCUCUCCAUCGAGGAGAAGAAUGACUGCAACUCCGAUGGUUACAAGCGCUACUGCCAGACCAUCAACGGCACCUCCCCCGGCCCCCUGAUCACCGCCGACUGGGGUGACAAUCUCGUCAUCCACGUGACCAACAACAUGCAGACCAACGGCACCGCCAUCCACUGGCACGGUAUCCACCAGCGCAACACCGUCGAGUAUGAUGGUGUUCCUGGUGUCACCCAGUGCCCCAUCGCCCCUGGCAAGUCGCUCACCUACAAGUUCCGCGCCACCCAGUACGGCAGCACCUGGUACCACUCGCACUUUACCCUGCAAGCUUCCGAUGGCAUGUUCGGUCCUAUGAUCAUCAACGGACCGGCCACCGACAACUAUGACAUCGACAUGGGUAUGCUCUUCCUCCAGGACCACUUCCACCAGUCUGCCUUUGAGGGCUGGGCGACAUCUGCCAGCAAGGGUGCCCCUCCCGCUCCCGAGAACACCCUCAUCAACGGCACCAACACCUUCGACUGCAGCGGCAGCUCGGACCCCAACUGUGUCGGCGGCGGCAAGAAGUUUGAGAUGGUCUUUGAGCCCGGCAAGAAGCACCUGAUCCGCGUCGUCAACGUCGCUGCCGACGCCCACUUUGAGUUCUCCAUCGACGGCCACGAGCUCACCGUCAUCGGUGCCGACCUGGUCCCCAUCAAGCCUUACAAGACCAAGGUCGUCCAGGUCUCCAUCGCCCAGCGCUACGACAUCAUCGUCGAGGCCAACGCCACCCCGGGCAACUACUGGCUCCGCUCCGGUGCCGACUGCUCGCCCGCCGUCGACCCCACCGCCUGGCGCGACGCCUCCACCGCCAUCGUCCGCUACGACGCCAGCAGCACCGCGGAGCCCACUUCGGUCUCGGACGUCAAGCGCAGCGGAAGCUGUGGCGACGAGGUCCCCUCCACCCUCGUCCCUCACCUGCCCCUCAACGUCGGUCCCAUCAGCGGCAUGACCACCCAGACCUUGGGCUUCAGCGCCACCGGCGACGACCUGGGCCACAACUGGUUCCAGUGGACUCUGAACAGCAGCUCUCUGGUUCUCGACUGGAGCAAGCCCGUCCUGCAGAAGGUCUUUGACCGCGAGCCCAUCUUCCCUACCCCGUACAACAUGGUCAGGGCUGAGAAGGCCGCCGCCCUCGCAAACUCCACCCAGUGGUUCGGCCUCGUCAUCGACGGCAGCUCGCUGGGCAUCCGCAUCGACCACCCCAUCCACCUCCACGGCCACGACUUCUGGAUCCUCUCGCAGGACACCACCCCCUUCACCAACGAGACGGCCCUCAACACCAUCAACCCCAUCCGCCGCGACACCGCCAACCUCCCCGCCGGCGGCCACCUCGCCAUCGCCUUUGAGCUCGACAACCCGGGCGCCUGGAUCGUCCACUGCCACAUCGCCUGGCACGCGUCGCAGGGCCUGUCGCUCAACUUUGUCGAGAGCCAGGGCUCCAUCGCUCUCGCCAUGCCCGACCACGACGUCUUCCAGCAGACCUGCCGCGACUGGGACGCCGUCAAGGACAGCAUGCCUUUCCACCAGGACGACUCUGGUAUCUAAAUCCAGGGGGGGGUAAAACAGAAUGACCCCCUUUUUUUUCUGAUAUGUUUGGUGCAUGUGUUUCACACUCGACAUAUAACAACUUCCCCAGUAUUGUUUUCUUUUUGCCUUUAAUGGUCCCACGAAGAUGUUUUUAUACGGAUGGUGUUUUCGGUCACCUCAAGAUUCGAAGGAGCCAUGUACUCUGACCCAUGAGCUCUCUUCUCACUUUUGAUGUCCAUUUUCCUUUGUUCAAAUAUUUCUUUGACGCUCUUCUCGUCUCACUUUCUUGAUAUAGUCAGAUAUACGAUGACACUUGGCGGAUGAUAUUGAAUAAAUGAUUUGGUUGCACUGA
This is a messenger RNA of Pyricularia oryzae 70-15, 2244 nucleotides long. Its product is annotated as laccase-2. NCBI's taxonomy places the organism in Eukaryota, Fungi, Ascomycota, Sordariomycetes, Magnaporthales, Pyriculariaceae. The record is from RefSeq and is a predicted model, not a curated record. The transcript is spliced from 2 exons. Gene Ontology annotation, molecular function: oxidoreductase activity; copper ion binding. The coding region runs from base 117 to 1910 and encodes 597 amino acids.